AUGUCGGAGGAAAUCGAAUAUUUUAAAAUUUUACAACGCAGACGGAAAUAUUACAACAUUUUCAUAUUUGUAACAUUAAUAAUAUCUCUUUUACUACUUAUAAUAUUACUAUAUCCCUCUUAUUUUACAGAUUUUGGAAGGAAUGAGCAUACUUCAAAUAAUACUAUUAAUCAAAACAACAACUUGAAUUCAUCUCUUACUACAAACAGUACAACAAAUGUCUUUAAAAGGACAAUCGAUAAUAUAAUAUGUUAUUUAAAACUAGCAUAUAGGAAUUUUACUGAUGGAUAUUAUUAUGUUUUAGAUUGUUUACUUUAUUAA
Hepatospora eriocheir is the source of this 321-nucleotide messenger RNA. The record is from the annotation of a GenBank genome assembly. Lineage: Eukaryota; Fungi; Microsporidia; Hepatosporidae.